Molecule: messenger RNA, 2443 nt
Organism: Branchiostoma floridae (Florida lancelet)
Lineage: Eukaryota; Metazoa; Chordata; Leptocardii; Amphioxiformes; Branchiostomatidae
Product: ER membrane protein complex subunit 8-like
Exons: 6
Coding region: 35-637 (200 amino acids)
Cellular component (GO): EMC complex
Source: RefSeq, a predicted model, not a curated record
CUGUCCCAACGGAAGUUCAGAGGUCAUUUCCAAAAUGGCGGAAAUUGAAAUAAGCGUGCGUUCGUACGUGAAACUCGUACUUCACGCGGCUAAAUACCCGCACUGCGCCGUCAACGGCGUGCUUCUGGCUGACAGGAAGAGAUACAAGGACGACAAGAUCGUGUCCAUAGUGGAAUGUGUGCCGCUUUUCCACCUAGCGCUGGGAUUGGCGCCCAUGUUGGAGGUCGCUUUGUCACAGAUUGACGCAUACUGUGAGCAGAACAAGCUGAUCAUCGCUGGGUACUACCAAGCUAAUGAACAUGUCAAGGACUCCAGCCCCAAUGCUGUUACACACAAAAUCAUGGAUAGAAUAUGCGACAACUUCAGUGAUGCAUCAUUAUAUAUGGUUGACAACAGUAAAAUGACUCCUGACAUGGAGGAUGCUGUGUUCAGAAUCUAUGCUUUUCAAGAUGGCAAAUUCAAGGAGAGAAAUCCAGACAGCAUAACAUUAGAAGAGCAGUGUCUAUCGGCUGCAUCUGGACUCCUGAACCAGAAAGUUUUUAGGAACCUGGUGGACUUCGACAACCACCUUGAUGACAUCACACAAGACUGGCUCAACAACCACCUCAACGAGGUUAUAGAAAUCCAUAGCUGGUAGCUGUACCACAACAGAAGCAGACACAAGAAGUGAACACCAGAAAUUUGUUUGUCUAUAGUGUGUUUAAUGAAAAAUACACAAAGCACUAUGUCAAAUGUACAAAUCUUCAAAACCCAGUCUUUUUUUAUGCAAACCAGCUAAACGCUGUUGGGAGAAAUUAUGUUUCUGGCUUUUUCUACCCAUGAUACUAUCACUUUAAAGCAAUAAAUGGGGAUAUACUAGUUCAGUCAAGAAGACUUCUUUGAUAGCUGGUGAACUACUCUUUUGCUUGACUUAAGCCUAUCACGCCAUCUUCUCCCACUGCCACAGCUUGAUGUAACCAUCUUGAUUAUCCUGCUUUUUGACUCAAACAGUGGUUGGCCAGUUUGCAUAAAAAGACUGUGUUUUCCAUAAGAUCCGUAUGUUUUGCUUAUUUUUCAUAAGAUUUGAACUGAACUGAAACUCAUAAGAUUUUCAAUGAGAUUAAAGCUGUUCAGUACCACACUCUGAUGGAAACAUGUUGGUAUAAAAACCACCACAGUCGUGUUACACUUUUAUACAGAACUUCUGCUACUCAAAUACAUACUUCUCAAAUGAAAUGGUGCAACUGUUAUUUAAUAGUAACCAUUCACAUUUGUCGUAGGUGAUGGUUUGAAGUAGGAUUGAACCAACCACAGAAAUGGAUCUAAGACAGCCUUUGUAUGACACAAGUAUGGCUAUCCUAAGAGUGCAAUUAGUUUCCAAUUGUACGACGAUUAUACAACGCAUGUGACCAUAGGCCAAUGACUAUAAAAAUGAUAUAAGUAUUAAUAUGUUCUAGUAUCAACUAGCAAUCCAUUAGUUUGUGACAGGUUAUGGUUGUAGAAAAAAAUGUUAAUAUUAAAGAAGGCUUUUUCUACCUAUAUGAUGAAGUAGCAUGUAAACUGAAUAAAUGCAGAUGAUCCAAUGGAAGUUAAUUAACUUGCAAACUUUUAUACCCUUAUUUCUGUACACAAAGUGAAGCACUAAACAACAAGCUUUUGAUCAGUCCUUUGGGACAUUUCAACUUGAAAAGAAUUAGAGGACUGGUCAAAAGCAUGUUGGUGAGAGCUUUGCUUAGUGUGUGAAAAUAGCCUAUAAAAUCUUUACAAAAGGGAUGCAGAUUCAUAAUGUGUAUGGCAUGUUUAAAAACGUUGUAAUGAUCAGUUAUUUUGUUAGAUGAUUUGCUAACAAAAUGAGAUUAUGUUUUGAUGGUAUGAUAUAGCAAUGUUGAAUGUCCUAAAUAUAUGUCGUAUUUGAGUAUGUAUCAUAUUUAUUGGCAAUUAUUUCUCUUCUAUACAUUGUAUAUUCGAUUCUUUACUGUUGACUGGGAAAAAGGAGAGACAAAGGGAUGGGUAGAGACACAAGAUUUUUCACCUCCUCGGUCUAGGAAAAGAUAUUGUUUCUUGAUUACCUAACCUACAAGUAAGCAUGAAAAGAAAAACAGAUUUUAGCUUUUUUUUUCAACCACUGGCAAGGAACAUCAAAUUUUUGAGUGAUGAAAUUCAUACAAGACUGUAUUUUACACGCUUAAACAGGUUUUAAAAACCUUUGAACAGUUACCACAUCUUUUGUAGACUGGGUUCUAUUCAUCCUCAUCUUUCCUAAAGCCAUAUCCUGCAAGGCUUUCCCCCCUUCUUUCACAUCUUCAGGGUCUAGACUCUAAUACAAAAAUAUGGUAUUUAGAAUGAAAAUGAAAAUUUUGUUUACAUUUGUAUGUGAGUGACACUUGAAUUGCCGAAUCAUCUAUCUGCUGUGUACAGACUGAAACGAAAUUGUUGAUAUUAAACGGCACUGAUGUGUAUGGCC